Messenger RNA from Cornus florida, 2347 nucleotides. RefSeq lists its product as uncharacterized. The transcript has 2 exons. NCBI's taxonomy places the organism in Eukaryota, Viridiplantae, Streptophyta, Magnoliopsida, Cornales, Cornaceae. Bases 58 to 2004 code for a protein of 648 amino acids. The record is from RefSeq and is a predicted model, not a curated record.
UCGGCGGAGGUCGAAGGGCCUCACUGUAGACCCACUGAGAGAGAGGGAGAGAAGGAGAUGGGAGAAAUUAAACAUUUCAGCCAUGAACAUGGUUUGACAUCAUGUAGUGAUCUUGCGUGUUCUGGUAAUUGUGGUGGUUGUAUGAGACGCAUCUCCGGUCCGGCCUAUCGUUGCUCCAAGGAGUGCAACUUUUUCAUCCACCAAUCGUGUGCUGAACUGCCACGAGCCAUAACACACCCCCUUCACCCCCAACACACUCUCGUACUUCACACCCAAACGGACAAACGCCGGGCCUGCCGAGGGUGCCAUGCCUGUGGCUGCUACAGCCAUGGCUUCUUCUUGUGUUGUUCUAUUCCUGAUUGUCAAUUUCAACUUGAUGCCGUAUGCGCUUGGCUGAUACCCAAAAAAGACCAUGAAGGCCGUCAUGAACACAAGAUCAAUUGUAUUAGUCCAACUUCACAAUCACUGAUUCAAACGCAUCUCUUGAUCCUUUGCGAUAUGAGUAAGAAUUUUGAUCUUUUAUGUUGUGCUUGCAAGCUACCUUUUCAAGAUUCGAUCUAUGUGUGCCUUGUAUGCAAACUCUUGCUGCACAAAACCUGCUCCGAAUUCCCACUAGAGAUCUUCAAACACCCCUUCCACCCACAACACACACUCACCCUCCAUUCAAGAGAAGGCAGUCAUGCACACACGUGUCGUGCUUGUGGCUACGGUCAAAUGCAAUUCUUCUACAGGUGUGUUGAUUGUCCAUUUAAGCUGGACAUUGUAUGCUCUUCUCUAACACUCACCACAAACCCUGAAGGUCACAAGCAUCAUAUUCAACAUCUGGGCCGAAAGCAUCGCUUGAUUAUUUGUGAUAUGAAGUUCAAAUUUAAUCCUUCUUGCGCUGUUUGCUUGCUACCUUUUCAGGAUUCGAUGAUUUAUGUCUGUCUUAAGUGCAGAGUUUUGCUGCACAAAUCAUGUUUUGAAUUGCCACGAAGGAUCACACAUCAUCCCUUUUGGCCAAAAUACAAUUUCAUCCUCUUAGAUCGACCGGUUCAUAAGGGAUCUCGAGACUGCGGGGUAUGUGAAGAGUCAAUUGAUUAUGGUUGUUCAUACUGUUCUGAAUAUUGUGAUUGUGAAUAUUGUGACAAUAAACCAGGAUUUUUUGGAAAAGUCUUUAGGUUUAUUGAGUCCAGGGUCUAUAUUCAUGCCAAAUGUGGUUUACUAAAGCCCACCAUAAUGUCUAAUCUUCACGAUCACCCUCUUGCUUUCAUCAAGAAGAAGGGAUCAUUUGGUAACUGUAAAUGCAAGAUUUGUGAUGGGUAUAUCGACAAGGCUUUUCUUCGUUGUGAGACCAGCUGCUAUUACAGUAUCCACGUUCGUUGCUAUCCAGCAUUGCCAAACACCAUCAAACUUCAAUAUCACUUGCAUCCCCUCACCAUCACAAAUUCUCUGGUCAAAGACUUUCCGGAUGAAGAUGAGAAUGCAGAAUUAUACUGUGAUGCUUGUGAGGAAAGAAGAUACCUUCUACACCCUACCUACUAUUGUGCUGAAUGCCAUUUUGUUGCUCAUGUUGAUUGCGACUGUGUGGUCUCUGAGGUUGUACAUUUGCUAGAGGAAGAGUGGUUCAAUACCCGCAAACCUGGGGACACAAAGUCAGGCACAUCAACUGAUGCGGUUGAAGAUAGUGCAGAGAUGGAUAGUUCAAGUGAAGAUAGUGAUAUGGCUGACGAGAACACUUGUGAAAUAGAUACUGAUUCUUUGAGAGGGAAGCUGGGUAGUGCAAGGGAAGAUGAUUUGGUUAGGAAUACUGAAAAUUGGUCUUUUGUGGAACUAAAAGAAGAGAUAGCAAUGCUUCGUCAAAAGGUGAUCAGAGAUGUUGGAAGCUCUACCCUUGUUAAACUAAAUGAAGAGAUAGCAGCAGUUCGUACAAAGGCAGAGGCACAAAAGGCACAACUAGAGAUUGUGGUGCAAAACUUUAAGGCACUUGAGGAAGAGAGCUCAAGACUUUUUAAUAGUUUCUAAAGUUAGUCCUACCAAAAAUUGUUAAUAAAUGCAGAGGAAAUCUUUUUUAUGCAAAUGGAAAAGGUGAAAUGGCUGAAGGAAGGGGGACCAAAAUAACUCAUUUUUCAGCAAGAAUUUCUCAAGUAGAUCAGACAGAAGGUAGUCGCUUUGAAUCAAAAAGUCGAGAAAUAAUAUUGGAUUAUUUGUUUAGAUUUUUUUAAAUUUCAAGUUAGGGAAUUUUCCCGACAUCAUUUCCUUUAUUUUAUCAUAUGUUUAGACAUUUAGUUUGAAUUAUGUAGCCUCUCAUUAUGUAUAUGUACACUUGUGUAGAGUAAAUGGGGACAUAGGAGACAUUUUAAGCUUA